AGUGUGCGCGCGCGCGUGUCCGGGUGUGCAUGUGUGUGUGUGUGUGUGCGUGCGCGCACAGACACGGGCAAGAUGCGGGGUCCGAGUGUGCGCUGACGGAUGUGGGUGCCUUGCCCGGCGGCACUGCGGCCGUGUGCGUGUGCGUGUGCGAGACGGGGAGCGCCAGGCGAGGGUGCAAGCCGCUCACGUCCCCAUUCAUUCUUUGCAGUGUCGGGAAGCCAAGGCUGCGAGAGCAAGCACCACACCUCCCUGGGCGAAUGCUGCCAGGUCUGUGGCCCUGGCUUCGGGGUGUCCGUCCCCUGCGGCAGUGCCGACACCCAGUGUGAGCCCUGCAGAGCGAACGUGACGUUUUCCUCGGUCAGCAGUGCCACGGAGCCGUGCCAGCCAUGCUCCACGUGCGCGGAGCAGGCAGCUGAGCUGUGUACCCCCACCAGCGACACGGUGUGCGCCAGCCCAUGCGCCCACGGGCACUACCUGCAGGCCGGCAACGGGACCGGCGGCCAGUGCCUCCCAUGCCAAGUCUGCCCCGAGGGCUUUGGUGCUGUGACGCCGUGCGGGCCAGCUCACGACACCGUCUGCAGCGCGUGCCCGGAUGGUUUCUACUCGGAGGAGAAGAGCUCGGUGAUGCCCUGCCUGCCCUGCCAGCCGCAGUGCAACGAGAGCAAGGUGAUGAUCCGCCCCUGCAGCCCGCUCUCGAACACGCUGUGCAUGGACAAAGACCUGCAGAUCCUGAAGCGCGGCGAGGGCGAUCCCCGCAAGGAGCUCCCCAGGAUGCCGCCGCUGCCCGAGGACAACAGCAAGAACAUCAUCCCCGUGUACUGCUCCAUCCUGGCCGCCGUGGUGGUGGGGCUGCUGGCCUACGUGGCUUUCAAGUGCUGGAACACCUGCAAGCAGAAGCAGCAGCUGGCCAAAGCCCGGGCCGGGGAGCUGGGGGGCUCCCCCGAGGGCGAGAAACUGCACAGUGACAGCGGCGUCUUCCUGGACACGCACAGCUUGCAGGAGCACCAUCAGCUCAACAAGGCGCCCAAGGCCGAGCCCCGGCUGUACAUCAACCUCCCGCCCCACAAGCAGGAGGAGGUGGAGCAGCUGCUGGAAAGCCCCAGCCACAGCAAGGACUGGCGCUAUCUGGCCAGCCAGCUGGGCUACGAGGACGAAGACAUCGACACCUUCGGCAGGGGCGAAGCCCCGGCUCACACCCUCCUCUCGGACUGGUCUGCCAAGGAGGGGGCCACGCUGGAGGCCCUGUGCGCCGCGCUGGCUGGCAUCGAGCGGCCGGACGUGGUGGACAACUUGACCAGUCCGGCAGAGGCGAGCUCGGUGGUGUAAUGGCGUCUCGCAAGGGCGGGACUAGCAAGAGGCGUUGGACAUGGGAACGAAGGGGGAAGGAUGCCAAAGGAACGCUGUUCGUUAAUUAAACAAGGGGGGGAAAACCAAUUAACAAGCAAUGAAGCCAAACUACGGUAAGAAAACCCCACAAAGCCAUAGAGUCUUUGGGAUGGACAAGCCCACCGGCCUCGAUCCGGCUCCCGCGGGACCCUGCUGCCUCUGCUGGCUGGAGUCGGGACUGCGGGUGCCGCAAAGGGGAGAUGCCACGAGCCCGGGGCAGCCCGUUGGCAGGGUCCCAUCGGCCUCCGGUGACAUAGACUCACCUUUGCGGAGCAAGAGGCCCCUCCUGGGUUUUCCUGCUGCCCGUGGGCGAGGGUGGCAGGGCGUAGGGUGCACCCCGCCGGCCAGGGAGAGAUGCUGGCAUCUCUGCAGAGAGGGGCAGCGGCAUUUCCCUUUGCACCCACUCCCUCCCCAUCCCUCAUACCACCCCAUGGGAGCCCGGGACUCGCAGCCCACUCCGAGCUUGGCUGCCUACUCCCACUCCUCUCUGCGAAAAGGACCUUUGCCAGGAAGGGGCUGAAGCCUUGGAACGGCCUGGUCCUGAAUCGGCUUUGCCCGUCCCUCGCGUACCUGUGAUGCGUGUCCCCGUGGGCACCCCUCCCUUGCAUCUGCUUCUCCUACUCCUUUGUGGCCCUGGCCAGAAAGAAAUUUCCCAGAUCCUUUAGGCUGGUGCCCCGAGACUCGAUCUUCGAGGAAGUUGCCCGACGCCUUUUUCGACCUUGUGAUUCUGCAGCUUUGGGAGCUGGCCCCAGCACCUGCUGAGCUGUGCCAAGUGGCAGAGCAGAUGCCAGGAAGAAUGGGUCGGGGCUGCCCCUGGCCUUCCCCAUACCCCCAGACGAUGCUGCUGGCAACCGCCGGUGUGACCUGGUGCUAUGUACAGGACCUUGUGAUGCCUUUGUACCUGCGGGACCAUGCAGCACCGCAGCCCCUGCCUGCUGGACUUGCUGCAGGGAUCCCCCAGUGCCCCGACAAGCUGCCUGCCAGGAGCUGGACCCCAAGCCGUGGGUCUGUCCUCCACCCCUGCAUCUGGAGCAUCUGCUACUGUGACUGGCAGAGGAACAACUCAUUAGCUCCCCGAGUGGAUGGAGGCCUGAACCAGGUCAUCAGUCGCUUAUUGUCGCACACGGGCACAUCAGUUGCUGCCCCACUGCAGUCCUUGGGACUGAUGGAAAGUGCCUACCUCCUACAUCCCCUCUGGGACCCGGAGGUGUCCACUCCACGCCCGGCUCUGGGUUAUUGCCAAUGCUAGACCUCAAGAAGUGCCUUGUUGUUCAGCCGUGUCCUCUGCUGAAAUCAGGAGGGCAUAAGGGAGCCCUACACCAAUGACUUGCGGACACAUUGCCGCAUCCAUCCUCGUAGGUGUUGGGGGGCUGGUGGUGAAGGCCGGGCUCCAGCCCUGCAGGAAGUUCUCCCCAAGCCCAAACUUUUGGGAGGACCAAACCCAGCCAGGAGAUCAGAUCAGCGGUGCUCCCAUGAGAGCCGGGCAGCUGAUGCACCCAACGUCUGGCCUGUGACUGGGGCAGAUGGCACCUGAGCCAUGCUCAGCUGGGAACGGGAACCGGAUUGAUGACAGCUGCAAAUCUCAGUUCCCCCGUGCCGCAGCCUGGGAUUUUUUUUUAGGCUCGAGCAUUUCAAACCACAGGCAAGCCAAACUCAGUGCUGCAAGCCUGCACAACGCACCGGCCCUGCCCGCUGCAUGCCCACCAAACUGAAGGUCUCCUCGGCUAGGAUCAGCACGCAGAUCACCCCAGACCGCCUACCGUUCGGGGUGCCAGGGCACUGCCCUGCGCUAUUUCUUCUAGACCCCCAUGCGGCACGGAGCAGGGCGUGAUGUCUCGAGGUGCACCCUCACCAGACGUGCCUAUCCAAGGACAGGCUGGGUGCGAUGCAGCAGGAAUACACGGGGACCGGAGGGAAUGGGUGACCGGUGUGAGCCCCCGUGGCUUUAACCCGUGAUAUACUCUUUUCUUUGGUGGGUUUUUUUUUCCUCUUUCUUUUUUUAGGCAAGUCCCUUUCUUCUCAUCUCUGGUCCUGGUGCAUGGAGCGUCACUGACUGCUUUUGCUUCCUGGGGGAUCAUCCUGUAGUUGGGCAGAAACCUGCCGCCUUUGCUGACAUGGGUAUAAUGGUCACAAGUGCAUUAAAAGAGACUUCUGUUGCGCUG
Molecule: messenger RNA, 3548 nt
Organism: Alligator mississippiensis (American alligator)
Lineage: Eukaryota; Metazoa; Chordata; Crocodylia; Alligatoridae
Product: tumor necrosis factor receptor superfamily member 16
Exons: 6
Coding region: 100-1326 (408 amino acids)
Biological process (GO): Rho protein signal transduction
Cellular component (GO): plasma membrane; cell surface
Molecular function (GO): coreceptor activity; death receptor activity; nerve growth factor binding
Source: RefSeq, a predicted model, not a curated record